GGACUGUUUUGAAGUUACCACAAGGGAAGUAAUGUCCGUCAGAUGUUGUAUACUGCAGUCUACCCGAACCGUUUAGGCAGUUUGUUACAGAAAUACCUGCUUGAAUAUCUUCCUCCGGCUUUUUGUCCAAAGUGAAUGAUCAGAGCACAGCUAAGAUGUUCGCGGGGCUGCCGGAACUCGGGAUAGCCAAUGGCGAAGACUUAAAGGAAACUCUGACCAACUGCACAGAGCCUUUGAAAGCCAUUGAUCAGUUUCAGAUGGAAAAUGGCAUCCUGCUCCCUACACUGCAGUCUGCUUUGCCCUUCCUCGACCUUCAUGGAACACCUCGGUUGGAGUUCCACCAGUCCGUCUUCGACGAGCUUCGUGAAAAACUGAUGGAGCAAGUGGCCGUCAUUGCAGAGGGCAAGGAUGAAGACAGAUAUGGAAAGCUUGAAGAGCUGUUGGAAAAGAGCUUUCCUCUGGUGAAAAUGACUUCCAUACAGCCAGUGGUGAUGCAGGUUCUGAAGCAUCUCCCUAAGGUACCAGAAAAGAAACUGAAGAUGGUCAUGGCGGACAAGGAGCUCUACAAAGUUUGUGCUGUCGAGGUAAAAAGACAGAUAUGGCAGGACAACCAGGCUCUGUUCGGAGACGAGGUAUCCCCCCUUCUGAAGCAGUACAUUGUGGAGAAGGAAGCAGCUCUUUUCAGCAGCGACCUCUCCAUUCUACACAACUUCUUCAGUCCAACACCAAAAGCACGGCGCCAGGGCGAGGUGGUGUUAAAACUCACCCAAAUGAUUGGGAAGAAUGUAAAGCUGUAUGACAUGGUGCUGCAGUUCUUACGGACACUCUUCCUGCGAACUCGAAAUGUUCACUACUGCACUCUGAGAGCAGAGCUGCUAAUGUCUUUACAUGACCUGGACAUAAGCGAAAUUUGCUCUGUGGACCCCUGCCACAAGUUUACUUGGUGUUUGGACGCCUGCAUCCGUGAGAAAUUUGUGGAUGGCAAACGAGCCAGAGAGCUGCAAGGUUUCCUGGAUGGUGUGAAGAAGGGACAAGAGCAGGUCCUUGGAGAUUUGUCCAUGAUUCUGUGUGAUCCGUUUGCCUGCAACACAUUGGUCCUAAGUAUAAUAAGAAACAUACAGGAGCUGCUGAGUCAAGAUGCUUUACCAAGAGACAGCCCCGACCUGAUGCUCCUUCUGAGGAUGCUGUCUCUGGGUCAGGGAGCAUGGGACAUGAUCGACAGCCAGGUCUUUAAAGAGCCUCGUAUGGAUUUAGAGGUGGUGACCCGCUUCCUGCCCGCAAUGAUGUCUGUGGUUGUUGAUGAUCACACAUUCGUUGUAGAACAGAAGCUUCCCAGUGAAGAGAAAUUAUCCCUGACUUAUCCCACAGCCCUCCCAGAUGCAUUCACCAGAUACCUCCAGGACAACAGAGUUGCUUCUGAAAUGGGGCUCUACUAUAUUCUCCACAUCGCCAAACUGAGGAACAAGAAUGCUUUGCAGAGGUUGCUGCCUGCUCUGGUGGAGACGUAUAAUGACAUGGCUUUUGGUGACAUCUUCCUACACCUGCUGACUGGGCACCUCACCCUGCUCUCUGAUGAGUUUGGAUCAGAGGAGUUUUGCACUGUUGUAUUUGAUAGCUUCCUCCUAACGUCAUUCUCCAGUAAAGAAAAUGUCCACAGACACAUUCUCCGCUUGUUGCUGCAUCUCCAUCACAAAGUGCUGCCCUCAUAUCUGGAAACACUGAUGCAAACGCUCGAGCCUCCAAAACAGUGCAGUGAGCCACUUAAGGAGCUGCACAACCAGCUGACAGAAAAACUGGAGGCCCAAAAGAAGAGUCCGGCACCACCAGACGACUCUUCUUCUAUGGACCUGGGGCUGCAUCCUGUACCGGUGCCCACCACCACUGUCCCAACCCCACCUCUCUGAGAGGGGCCCAUAUAUUGACAAGGCUGGAGCUCAGUCAGUAUAUAAAUACUUUAACUGGCCUGCAUUAUGAUUGGGCUGUGUUAUUGUUAGUGAUUCACUCUUGCUUCAUAUUUGCCAUCAAGAAUUUUCCGUCAGGACCUCUCUUUUAUAAAAUUUUGUCUUGCAAUUUGUUUAGAUAUAUGAUAUUUUUAUAUGUAUCUCAGUUACCUUUGUGAAAAUUUGAAAAGUGCCAGUGGUGUAAAUAAAGUUAUUUAGGAAACUGUA
Cyprinodon tularosa is the source of this 2168-nucleotide messenger RNA. It is a transcript of the gene nelfb, whose product is annotated as negative elongation factor complex member B. The coding region runs from base 156 to 1904 and encodes 582 amino acids. The transcript is spliced from 13 exons. Gene Ontology annotation, biological process: negative regulation of transcription elongation by RNA polymerase II. Lineage: Eukaryota; Metazoa; Chordata; Actinopteri; Cyprinodontiformes; Cyprinodontidae. Gene Ontology annotation, cellular component: NELF complex; nucleus. The record is from RefSeq and is a predicted model, not a curated record.